Lycium ferocissimum is the source of this 927-nucleotide messenger RNA. Its product is annotated as coatomer subunit zeta-2-like. The transcript is spliced from 6 exons. The record is from RefSeq and is a predicted model, not a curated record. Gene Ontology annotation, biological process: retrograde vesicle-mediated transport, Golgi to endoplasmic reticulum; intracellular protein transport; intra-Golgi vesicle-mediated transport. NCBI's taxonomy places the organism in Eukaryota, Viridiplantae, Streptophyta, Magnoliopsida, Solanales, Solanaceae. Gene Ontology annotation, cellular component: COPI vesicle coat. Bases 153 to 686 code for a protein of 177 amino acids.
CUACAAAUAAAAAGUUUAUAAAAAAAAAAGAAAGAAAAAAAAAAAAAAAAGAAGUAAAUACCGAGGUUGACGCCACAGCAAAUAGGUGCCUUUCUCCUUUCUCUACGGCGUGCGUUUCUGCUGUCGAGCGAUCCCCCAAAUUCUCACUCACAAUGGAGUCCUGCCCUGCAAUUAAGAACAUUCUGCUUCUAGAUUCCGAUGGAAAGCGUGUUGCUGUAAACUACUUCUCAGAUGAUUGGCCAACAAAUGCUGCAAAGGAAGCUUUUGAGAAGGCUGUGUUUGCCAAGACUCAAAAGACUAAUGCUAGGGCAGAAGCGGAGAUAACAAUGUUUGAUAAUUAUAUUGUUGUCUACAAGUUUGCCCAAGAUCUUCAUUUCUUUGUUACUGGAAGUGACAAUGAAAAUGAAAUAAUCCUUGCCAGUGUGCUCCAAGGAUUCUUUGAUGCUGUUGGUAUUCUUCUUAGGGGCAAUGUAGAGAAGAGGGAGGCACUUGAAAAUUUGGACAUUAUUCUUUUGUGUCUUGAUGAAAUUGUUGAUGGCGGUAUUAUUCUUGAAACGGAUGCAAAUGUUAUUGCCGGGAAAGUGGCAAGCAAUAGCGUGGAUUCUGGGGCACCUCUGUCGGAGCAGACUAUAAGUCAAGCAUUGGCAACUGCACGAGAACAUUUAGCGAGGUCUCUUCUCAAAUGAUUUGUUGGGUCGACAAAAGAUAAGGAAACCAAGGUCUUGCAAGGCCAUAUAUCUUUCCUUCUGAAUGAACUAAUCGAUGAGCAUCAAGUUGCAUGUAUUUUGGCUCUUAAAGUUUCAGCUUACGUCGAGUCUGUUGUUUCUAAAUGUUUGGAUUUUGUUGGACACGCUAAGAUGUAAUGCAAACUUGAUUCUUUUGUAGAGCGGGGGAAAGAACUCGUUUGCAAUGUGGAUUUUGGGCUCA